This is a messenger RNA of Austrofundulus limnaeus, 2122 nucleotides long. RefSeq names its product nuclear receptor subfamily 5, group A, member 1b (gene nr5a1b). Bases 102 to 1481 code for a protein of 459 amino acids. The transcript is spliced from 6 exons. The record is from RefSeq and is a predicted model, not a curated record. NCBI's taxonomy places the organism in Eukaryota, Metazoa, Chordata, Actinopteri, Cyprinodontiformes, Rivulidae. Gene Ontology annotation, biological process: tissue development; hormone-mediated signaling pathway; regulation of transcription by RNA polymerase II. Gene Ontology annotation, cellular component: RNA polymerase II transcription regulator complex. Gene Ontology annotation, molecular function: RNA polymerase II cis-regulatory region sequence-specific DNA binding; nuclear receptor activity; zinc ion binding.
AUUUAAUCACUAUCUCAUUUAAAGUAUUCUGUAUUUUACGUGUGUGUGCAGUCUGUUUUUCUCCUCUGUGGUUUGUGGAUGUUUCUGGUCCAGUGAGAAGAAUGGAGCACAGAUUCCAUGUGGACUUGGACGAGACGUGUCCAGUAUGUGGAGACAGAGUCUCUGGAUAUCACUACGGGGUUCUCACCUGUGAAAGCUGCAAGGGAUUUUUCAAAAGAAUGGUUCAGAACAACAAAACUUACACCUGUAAUGAAAGUCAGCGGUGCAGGAUUGAUAAAACUCAGAGGAAACGUUGUCCUUUCUGCAGGUUUCAGAAGUGUCUUCAUGUUGGCAUGAAACUGGAAGCUGUUCGAGCCAAUCGUAUGAGAGGCGGCAGAAACAAGUUUGGACCCAUGUACAGGCGUGACCGGGCCCUCAAGCAGCAGAAACAGGCUUUGAUGCAAGCAGGAAGAUUCAGAUUGGGAAGCAGUCCUGCUCUGAACUCAACUCAACAGGACUUUACUUUGAUUGAAAACAUCCACUCUGUUACCAUUUUCCACAGCCUGCCACUAAAUCGAGACCAACCUUCAUCAGUGUCUUUGUCCCUGUUAUCUGGCUCACCUGGUCUCAACCAGCACCAGUAUACCUCUCCCUCCAACUGGACUAUUAAGUCAGAGCACAGCAACAGCUCUGCAGAUUCAUCAGGCUUUCCUGCAGGAUUUCUCAUCAGUCCUCGUGACUCAUACGCAAGACGUGUCAUCGGUCCAGAUCCCAGGAUGCCCCAGCUCAUCAUGGAGUUCCUGCGGUGUGAUCCAGAUGAGCUGCAGCUGCAGAAGAAAAUCACAGCUCUCCUCCAACAGGAGCAAACCAGCUGUCAAAACCCCCCAAACAGCUUCAGCCCAGUGUAUGUGUUGGCUGAUCAGCUGCUGUGCUCCAUUGUGGAGUGGGCUCGCUCGUCCAUCUUCUUCAAGCAACUUAAGGUCAGUGACCAAAUGAAGCUGCUGCACUACUGCUGGAGUGAACUUUUAGUUCUGGAUAUUGUCUCUAGACAAGUUCUUUAUGGUAAAGAGGACAGUCUGCUCCUGGUCACUGGGCAUCAGGUGGAACUGUCAAAGAUAGCCUCCCAUGCUGACCCUGCUUUACUUCGACUGACCCAAAGAGGGAAGGAGUUUGUGGAGAAACUUCAGAUCCUGAUGGUAGAUCGUCAGGAGUUCGCCUGCAUUAAGUUCCUGAUCCUGUUUAAUCCAGAUUUUAAGGACCUUGAAGACUACAAGUUUGUAGAGUGUGUGCAGGAGCAGGUCGAAGGUGCCCUGCUGGAAUACACCCUGACCACCUCACCCCAGUGCUCCGGACGUUUCACUCAUCUGCUGCUGUGUCUGCCUGACCUUCGCUCCCUCAGCUCUCUGGUUGAAGACUACCUGUCCUGCAGACAUCUGAGUGGCGAGGUGCCCUGCAACAACCUGCUCUAUGAGAUGCUCCAAUCAAAGCACGGCUGGGCAUGAAAAGACCUCUGUAUAGGACUUUAUAUAGAAGCUUUAAGCUCUGAAUAAGAUUGAAUACUAUUUAGACUGUCAAUGAGCUUAUUCUGUGCUUUGAGACUGAAAUAUAGCAUGAACAUGUAAAAUUAAAUGUUAGAAAUGCUAAUGUAGCAGAUGGAUGUUUUUUUUUCAGUGAUCAUUGAUUAAUCAGAAAAGCAGCAGACUUGUUUUUAGUGUUGCUAUAAAACAAGUUGAUAACAACACAUAAAGCUAUAAACACUGUCAAUAUGAUCAUAGAUGAAAGAAGUAAUGAGGCACAAACUUAGAGAGGUGUUAAUGAACACUGAUUUACAACUUACUGAGAGCAGUACAAUUCUAUUAUUUCCAAAUUAAAAUUAAAAAAAUUCAAUAAUUGGAAGUGCAAAAAGAAUCGUCAUUAAAAUGAGAGCAGCCAAGUCUUAUUUUGUGCUGUUUCUGCCUCAAAACCCAAAAAUCAACCAAAAGAUAAAUAGAAAAUUAAAAAAAUAUAUCUCAACACAGAAAUAAAAUAACUUUGAGUUUGGAGCUGCUGCUAAAACUCUAUGUUUGAAAUUUUGCUUCUAGACAUGUUCAGUUAAUAUUCCCUGCUUAGAAUAGGAAAAUGUCACUUCCUGUGGUAAACUAAU